This is a messenger RNA of Oncorhynchus masou masou (cherry salmon), 6447 nucleotides long. It is a transcript of the gene gk5, whose product is annotated as glycerol kinase 5. Gene Ontology annotation, biological process: glycerol metabolic process; triglyceride metabolic process; phosphorylation. Lineage: Eukaryota; Metazoa; Chordata; Actinopteri; Salmoniformes; Salmonidae. The record is from RefSeq and is a predicted model, not a curated record. Gene Ontology annotation, cellular component: mitochondrion. The transcript has 16 exons. Gene Ontology annotation, molecular function: kinase activity; phosphotransferase activity, alcohol group as acceptor. The coding region runs from base 469 to 2061 and encodes 530 amino acids.
GAGAAACACACACGCCCACAACAUUGUUUUAUUAGGCCUACACCAUUAUGAAAUUAUAAAAGUGCUGUGAACUAAUUAAGAUAUAAUUUCGCCAAAACCUUGGCAGGUUUGAACGGAAUUGGGUGGGUGGGCGUCUUUGAAAUUGUUGUGAAAUUGUCAUGUAUGCUGUAUUUCGCAAUAUUCCAUGGAUUGGAUGGUUACCGGAAUAACUGGAAUUUAAACAAUGAGUCACGCGAUUUUAAAAAAGUGACCUUUCUCCACGAACAGAAAGACUAAAAAUGCUUUCAGUUUUUCACAUAUCUACAUUGGCGAAAGGAUUCAACUAGGACAGGUGCCUUCUCCAGUCCACCCUGUGCUAUUGCCUAGAGGGUGAGGAGACAGUUGUGACAAUCGCUUUCACGAUAUGUGAGGCAAAGGUCCGAAGGAGGAAUCGGUCAAACUGUUGCUGAACACAAAGCUCGUGUUACUAUGGAGAUUCAGAGGAACGGAUUCAAAAGACAAAGUUACAUUCUCUCUGUUGACGUGGGGACAACAUCGAUCAGAUGUCACGUUUUCGACAAGGAAGCCCAGAUUCGAGGAUCAUGCACCACCAAGGUGAAUCUCUUGUAUCCUGAACCGGGCUUGGUCGAGUUGGACCCCGAAGAGCUGUGGAGAGGAUUCGUUAAGGUGGUGAAUGGUGCUGUGCAAGACUCAGGUUUACAGAUGCGUCAGAUGGAGACCCUGGGCAUCUCCACUCAGAGAGGCACCUUCACCACGUGGGACAGGAAAACAGGAGUUCCCUUUCACAACUUCAUCAGCUGGCAGGACUUGAGGGCAGUGGAACUGGUGAGGUCCUGGAACAACUCCUGCACCAUGAAGGCAAUCCACGGCGUUAUGAUGGUGCUGCACUUCCUGUCCAAAAAUAAGCGCUUUCAGGCAGCCAGCCUCAUUGUCUUCUCCACCCAACACGUCACCUUCCGCCUGGCCUGGGCCCUUCGACACUGGAAACAGUUAAGUCAAGCAGUAACAGAGGGCACCUGCUGCUUUGGGACGAUAGACACCUGGUUGCUUUAUAAGCUCACAAAAGGAUUGGUCCAUGCCACAGACUACUCUAAUGCCAGUGCCACUGGGAUGUUUGAUUCGUACCAGUUGUGUUGGAGUGAAUUCCUCUGCUCUCUCGUCUCGCUGCCUCUAUCCAUCCUCCCCAAAGUACUGAACACUGGCCACCUCUUUGGCUCAACAGAUCCCUCCAUCUUUGGGGUGUCGAUCCCUAUUAUGUCUGUUAUGGCAGACCAGCAGGCGGCCAUGUUUGGUGAGUGCUGCUUCGACAUCGGUGAUGUGAAGAUCACCAUGGGAACGGGCACCUUCAUGAACAUCAACACUGGGAGCAAGCCACACACGUCUGUGGCCGGUCUCUACCCUGUUGUGGGGUGGAAGAUUGGCCCAGAGGUAGUGUAUCUAGCAGAGGGCAAUGCAGCAGACACUGGCACAGCCAUUAAGUGGGCACAGGAGCUGGAGCUGUUCUCAGAUGUACGGGAGACAGAUGCCAUGGCCAACAGUGUGGCCAACUCGGAUGGUGUGUGCUUCGUUCCCUCGUUUAGUGGCCUGCAGGCCCCUUUAAACGAUCCCAAAGCAUGCGCCUCUUUCAUGGGCCUAAAACCAUCCACAACCAAGAGUCACCUGGUCCGAGCCAUUCUGGAGUCUGUUGCAUUUAGGAACAAGCAGCUGUAUGAGACGAUGCUUAGAGAAACACACAUUCCCAUCAGGAAGAUCAGGGCAGACGGUGGCAUUUGUACCAAUGACUUUGUCAUGCAGCUGACGGCGGACCUGUUUGGCAGGAAGGUCGCUCGGCCGACCCAACACGAAAUGUCCUGCCUGGGGGCAGCCUUCGUGGCUGGACUGGAAGUUGGCUUCUGGAAGAGUCAGGAGGAGCUGAAGAAACUACAGCGCACUGACCGAGUCUUCCUACCCCGGAAUUUGUACAGAAUGGGUGAUGGGGGCACGGAGGGCGAGUACACACCCAUUCUGCAGAGAUGGGAACAGGCGCUGAAACGCUCCAUGAACUGGUACGGCAAUCCCUGAGGCUCGCAGGACAGUGAGACGGACGUAGGCUUACAGUUGGGUGGACGGACAGACGGGACCUCUGGUGCUGCUAACCGAAGCCCAAUGACUGCCUCUAUGAUGUCUGACCUCUCAGUAGUAUCUCAUUCUCUCUGUCUAUGGGUUGGCCAGAUGGGAAAAUACUUAUUUUUAUUUUUUGUUAAAUCGUAUUAUUCGAAGUAAACACUUAUCUGACAUUACUAGAUCUGUAAAAUGUAGUAAAAUCCAACUGUGUUAUAUUAGUGACUAUGUCAAGGAAGGAAGGAUAGGACGAAGGAGGAUGCAUUUGAAAAAUAUUGGAACUGUGUUUUAGGACCGAGUGGACCUCUAAUGCUGUUGAACCUUAUGACCUUCUGACUUGAGGCCCUGGCCAGGCGCUCAAUAUUAUCCCAUACAACCUUACCUAACUCAUUACAGCACACGAGGAAAAUGGUUUUUGAACGUUUCACGACUGUGAACUAAACUGUCUUUCUCGUAGUAGCCUCUCCCUGUUCCAGUGUUUUCAUUGUGUCUGCUGGACACCACCCAGGUGUCUCGUCUCUCCCUGUUCCAGUGUUUUCAUUGUGUCUGCUGGACACCACCCAGGUGUCUCGUCUCUCCCUGUUCCAGUGUUUUCAUUGUGUCUGCUGGACACCACCCAGGUGUCUAGUCUCUCCCUGUUCCAGUGUUUUCAUUGUGUCUGCUGGACACCACCCAGGUGUCUCGUCUCUCCCUGUUCCAGUGUUUUCAUUGUGACUGAUGGACACCACCCAGGUGUCUAGUCUCUCCCUGUUCCAGUGUUUUCAUUGUGUCUGAUGGACACCACCCAGGUGUCUCGUCUCUCCCUGUUCCAGUGUUUUCAUUGUGACUGAUGGACACCACCCAGGUGUCUAGUCUCUCCCUGUUCCAGUGUUUUCAUUGUGUCUGAUGGACACCACCCAGGUGUCUCGUCUCUCCCUGUUCCAGUGUUUUCAUUGUGUCUGAUGGACACCACCCAGGUGUCUCGUCUCUUCCUGUUCCAGUGUUUUCAUUGUGUCUGAUGGACACCACCCAAGUGUCUAGUCUCUCCCUGUUCCAGUGUUUUCAUUGUGUCUGAUGGACACCACCCAGGUCUAGUACUGGAAUAGAGAUGAGCUACAAGAGAACUGAACCAAACCAUGUGACCUCAGGUGGUUACUAUCCACCCAUGCUAGAACCAAUGGAUUCCCAUUGAGACCAAUACUCUGUGGAUUCCCAUUGAGACCAAUACUCUGUGGAUUCCCAUUGAGACCAAUACUCUGUGGAUUUCCAGUGAGACCAUAAAUACACGGUUUAUGAGAUACAAGAUUGGCUCACCUUCUGUGGGCCUUCAUAUAUAUUUUUGUGUUAUUAUUUAAAAUUGGAAUCAUAAACUAUAAGCAAAUUACAGUAUAUUAAUUCUUAUGGUCAUAAAUUGAAUGAAUGGUCCCUUCUCAGAUAUCAGCAGUAACUGCUCUCUACGGUGUACUCUCUCUAUUGCCUGGUUGGUUACCCCGACUCCCUGCUCUGGUCAAACGCUUACGCCAGGCCUGCUGACGUUAAUUUCUUCUCCGAGUCUGGAUCUGAGUACCUCCCUGACAAGAUCUAGAAUAUAAACGCAUUUGAACUGUUCUGACCCUGAAUAAAAACCUACAUGGACCUUAAAGUGGCAGGUAGCCUAGUGGUUAGAGUUGGACCUUAAAGUGGCAGGUAGCCUAGUGGUUAGAGUUGGACCUUAAAGUGGCAGGUAGCCUAGUGGUUAGAGUUGGGCCUUAAAGUGGCAGGUAGCCUAGUGGUUAGAGUUGGGCCUUAAAGUGGCAGGUAGCCUAGUGGUUAGAGUUGGGCCUUAAAGUGGCAGGUAGCCUAGUGGUUAGAGUUGGGCCUUAAAGUGGCAGGUAGCCUAGUGGUUAGAGUUGGGCCUUAAAGUGGCAGGUAGCCUAGUGGUUAGAGUUGGGCCUUAAAGUGGCAGGUAGCCUAGUGGUUAGAGUUGGGCCUUAAAGUGGCAGGUAGCCUAGUGGUUAGAGUUGGGCCUUAAAGUGGCAGGUAGCCUAGUGGUUAGAGUUGGGCCUUAAAGUGGCAGGUAGCCUAGUGGUUAGAGUUGGGCCUUAAAGUGGCAGGUAGCCUAGUGGUUAGAGUUGGGCCUUAAAGUGGCAGGUAGCCUAGUGGUUAGAGUUGGGCCUUAAAGUGGCAGGUAGCCUAGUGGUUAGAGUUGGACCUUAAAGUGGCAGGUAGCCUAGUGGUUAGAGUUGGGCCUUAAAGUGGCAGGUAGCCUAGUGGUUAGAGUUGGGCCAGUAGCCCAAAUGUUGCUAGAUCGAAUCUAUGAUCUGACAAGGUAAAAAAAUCUGUCGUUCUGUAAAUAAGAAUUUGUACUUAACUGACUUUCUUAGUAAAAUAAAUAAAUAAAGCAAUAUGUGUCCCUCGCCUUUUCAGUUCGCUGCAGCUGGUGACUGGAACGAGCUGCAGCAAACACUCAAACUAGACAUUUUGUUUCUCUCAUUAUCUUCAUUCAAAGACUCAAUCAUGGACACUCUUCCUGACAGUUGUGGCUGUUUGUGUGAUGUAUUGUUGUCUCUACCUUCUUGCUCUUUGUGCUGUUGUCUGUGCCCAAUAAUGUUUGUACCGUGUUUUGUGUUGCUACCAUCAUUGUGUUGCUACCAUCGUUGUGUUGCUACCAUCGUUGUGUUGCUACCAUCGUUGUGUUGCUACCAUCGUUGUGUUGCUACCAUCGUUGUGUUGCUACCAUCGUUGUGUUGCUACCAUCGCUGUGUUGCUACCAUCGUUGUGUUGCUACCAUCGUUGUGUUGCUACCAUCGUUGUGUUGCUACCAUCGUUGUGUUGCUACCAUCGUUGUGUUGCUACCAUCGUUGUGUUGCUACCAUCGUUGUGUUGCUACCAUCGUUGUGUUGCUACCAUCGUUGUGUUGCUACCAUCGCUGUGUUGCUACCAUCAUUGUGUUGCUACCAUCAUUGUGUUGCUACCAUGCUGUGUUGCUACCAUCGUUGUGUUGCUACCAUCGUUGUGUUGCUACCAUCGUUGUGUUGCUACCAUGCUGUGUUGUCAUGUGCUGUUGCCUUGCUAUGUUGUCUUAGGUCUCUCUUUUAUGUAGUGUUGUCUCUCUUGUCGUGAUGUGUGUUUUUGUCCUAUAUUUAUUUUUUUAUUAAAAAUAUAUAUUUUUAAUCCCAGUCCGUCCCCGGCCUUUUUGCUUUUUGGUAGGCCGUCAUUGUAAAUAAGAAUUUGUUCUUAACUGACUUGCCUAGUUGAAUAAAUCAAUAAAAAAAAUAAACAUAGAGAGAAAUAACAUAUUGGAAGUCAUGUAAAGGCUCUAUAAAGGCUCAUACAUACUUAUAACAAGAUAUAAAGCAUUAUACUGAAAGUAUGAAGUAAAUUAUUACACAAUCUUUUAAUCAGUCAGUGUUGGUAGACCGUGUCAGUGCCUCAUUGCAGUGCCCCCCUUGUCCAGGAGAGGGAGCUAGUCACUGCUUUUCAACAGAGUUCAGGAACACCAUGGACAAUUCUAUGCCUAUGAUGCAUAUACUGUACGCAGGGUUGGCUCUCAAAAGGCUUCCUCUCCUUGUCUCCUCUCCUCUGUCUCCGCACUAAUACGAGGGUCGUGUACGGUGGUAGGCCACUGGGGCACUUGUUUUCACUGAUCCAGAACUUUUUCAGCGCAGCGUAAUGAACGAAGGAAAGGUGACAAGGAGACUUGAUAGGAUUUGAUAGAAUUACAUAAUAUAAUACUUUUGAGAAUCAACCCUCAUUUGCCUGCAUGCUUGAAUCGGAAACGCUUGUUUUUAUGUAUGUUUAAUGUUCUUACAGACACUGAUUAUUGUGAUUGUGGUUUACAUGAAUUGGAAAGACUUUAACUGUUAUUGGAAAGGAAUAUUGCACAGUGUUACUUUAUCCCCGUGUACACUUAUGAACUAAGAGAAAGUAUCUGUUGUCCAUGUUUCUGGCAUUUCAAUGGAUUGAGUGCUUCCAACAGCCUACAUGGAGAUUGUGCUGCUUAAUUCUGGCCCUUAUGGGCCACCAUACCCUAAUGUACUAUUGGAUAUUUGUGACAUUUUUACAAAUGUAUUUUGUAUUGCUGUCCAUCUCUCUCCAUUUCUGUUGUCUGCCUACCUUUUUUUCCCUAAAGAACAUCAAAUGCAGGAGAUUACAUGUUAACAAAUAGGAUGCUGAUGUUUUAACACUUGAACAAGACUAUUUGAAACCCUACUCUUUAUGGAUAACUGUUGUUAAAAGAGUUGCCAAGUACUUACUUGUAAGCACGAUACAUUUUUGAUUUGUCUAUACAUCGUUAACCAUUUAUCUGUGGAUACAAUUGGGAGAAUAGUGUUGUGUAAUAAUGGUUACACGGUUUAAUAGUAACAUUAAAAACUUAUAUGAUAUAAA